This is a messenger RNA of Cordyceps militaris CM01, 1683 nucleotides long. RefSeq names its product family S53 protease-like protein. The record is from RefSeq and is a predicted model, not a curated record. Lineage: Eukaryota; Fungi; Ascomycota; Sordariomycetes; Hypocreales; Cordycipitaceae. Gene Ontology annotation, molecular function: serine-type endopeptidase activity; tripeptidyl-peptidase activity. Gene Ontology annotation, biological process: proteolysis. The transcript has 2 exons. The coding region runs from base 1 to 1683 and encodes 560 amino acids.
AUGGUUUCCUUUUCCAAGAUUUGCGUCGUCGCCUUGUCGGCCGGCGGUGUCCUCGCCGCGCCCGCGCCCCACGGCCCUCUCGUCAAGUUUGGCGAGCUCAAGAAGCUGCCCUCUAGCUGGGUGGCCACCGGGGCCGCGGACAGCAGCGCCGUCAUCAAGGCCCAGAUUGGUAUCAAGCAGACCAACAUUAAGGGUCUCCAGGACAAGCUGGCGGACAUUGCCGACCCCAACAGCCCCAACUACGGUCAGUGGCUGUCCAGAGAGGAGGUAGCCAAGUACACCGCCCCCGCGGCGGCCGACGUUGCUGCCGUCAAGGCCUGGCUCGCCAGUUCUGGCAUCACCGACGUGGCCAUGCCCACCAACGAUUGGAUCGAGUUCUCCGUCCCCGUCUCCAAGAUGGAAACCCUCCUCGGAAGCAAGUACGAGUGGUUCGUCCACCUCGAGACUGGCGAAAAGGUUCCCCGGACCAAGGAGUUCUCCGUCCCGCAGAACCUCCACAGCCUCAUUGACGUCGUGACCCCGACCACGGUGCUCUACCACAACAUCAACCCGCACACCCACGACAGCCAGCUGGCCGCCGGCGCCGCCGGCCUCACCAGCCCGGCCUCGAUCAAGUCGGCGUACAACGUCGACUACAAGGGCACGGGCAACACGCUCGUCGCGACCACGGGCUUCCUCGGCGUCGGCGCCUCGCACGCCGACUACCUCAGCUUUGGCCGCCAGUUCUCGCCCGGGCUCGCCGACUUCCAGGACGUCAGCGUCAACGGCGGGCGCAACAGCGGCGACGGCAGCGCCCUCGAGGGCAACCUCGACACGCAGUACUGCGGCGCGCUGGCGGCGCCCAACCCGAGCGAGUACCUCGCGCACGCGCCCGAGGGCAGCGACAACGACUCCUUCAACGACGCCAUGACCGCCUUUGGCAGCUACCUCAACGCGGCCAGCAACCCGCCAUCGGCCGUGUCCACCAGCUACGGGGGCGAGGAGGACGGCGUCGACACCGGCUACCUCGACCGUAUCUGCAACGAGUUCAUGAAGGCCGGCUCGCGUGGCGUCUCCGUCUUCUUCUCCUCGGGCGACAACGGCGUUGGCGGCAACGGCGAGCCGAGCUGCCAGAACGGCUACUACCCGCUGUGGCCGGCCUCGUGUCCCUACGUCACCACCGUCGGCGGUACCGAGUUUGACAGCGCCGGCCGCGAAGUCGUCGCCAACUUUGAGCAGUACAACAAAAACACCAAGUCCCCCGGCGGCGGCUACUCCAACCACUUUGCCGCCCCCAGCUACAACAAGGCUGUCACGACCUCGUACGCCAAUGGUCUCGCCGCGCCCCAGAAGCAGCGCCUCAACCCCAACGGCCGUGGCUAUCCCGACAUUUCUCUCGUCAGUGUCAAGUACCAGGUCAACGUCAACGGCCAGGUUAGCCAGGUUCUCGGCACCUCUGCGUCCAGCCCCAGUGUCGCUGGCCUUGUCGGUCUGCUCAACGACUACCGCAAGACCCAGGGCAAGCCCAAUCUCGGCUUCAUCAACCCCCUGCUCUACUCUGGCAAGGUCAACGCCGCCCUUCGCGAUGUCACCUCGGGCUCCAACAAGGGCUGCGACAGUGUCGGUCUUCCCGCCAAGACCGGCUGGGACGCUGCCUCGGGUCUCGGAUCGUUUGACUUUGGAAAGCUCCGCACCCUCGUCUAA